AUGCAAUUUUCGAUCGAAUCCGUUUCCCCUAUAAAGAAAUCACCUAUUGUACCACCACUCUCUGAUUCGAAUAUUGAUUUUGCGGUUUCUGCUGGGGAAAACAAGAAAUUCGAAGAGGGGGAAUCUCCAAAGAAUACCUAUGAGCCGAUGUCUGGAAUGGAUUCUUGCUUGUAUUUGCAAUAUGAAACAUGCUACAACCUCGCUUUUGAAAUAGUGAAAAGAUACAAUGUCUGCCAAAUACUGGAUCGCGGUGUUUAUCCUAUGAAUUGGACCAGUUAUCGGUUGCGAUCCGAAACCAUAUACUUUGACACAGACUCUACAAGGUUUGAACUAAAGAGAUACUCCACAAAUCAUCAGCGCUAUUCUAAGAAUGCUUGCUUUUGCCUGUCCGCUGUUAAAAACGAGUUCAUUGUGAAUCAAACAUUGAUGAAACAGGGAAAGAUUCCACUGCCUGACAACCAAACAAUCGUCUGCGAAGAUCAUUUAUCAUGGAAAGAUAUUAUUUGGGGCACUGUAUAUAUUACUGUGCGGAAACGAAGACUGCAACCUUGUUAUCUCACUUUCUAUCGAAACUCAUGA
Molecule: messenger RNA, 579 nt
Organism: Blastocystis hominis
Lineage: Eukaryota; Bigyra; Opalinata; Blastocystidae
Exons: 3
Coding region: 1-579 (192 amino acids)
Source: RefSeq, a predicted model, not a curated record